UGGGUUGAAUGUAUUAACAAAUGGCGGGAGAUGUCAUUACUGACCCGCUUUACUGGUCAAACAGACGAAAGUUGAGAGAAAUAAUAAAAAACUACAGCAAUCCUAACCAAGAACCAACCUUAUAUGUCAAUGAGAAAGUGUCAGAACCCCACCACACUAUUAGUAGGGAGAAAAUUUUGCAGCGAGAAAAAGACCAUAGAGAAUCUAACUUUAAAUGGGCUGAAUUCUUACAAAAGUACGAACCUAGAUUGAAAGACAGUUUCUCACGAAUUCGCCAGAAAAGACGAUUCAUUGAUCUAGUUUACCAUGGGAUUCCAGAACCUUUUCGAAUCAAAUUUUGGGUCUGUUUGCUUGGAAUCAACGAUCUCACUAGUAAAGACGCUUCUGACUAUGAAAAUAUAAAAGAGGGAAGCAAACGUUAUGCUAGACUUGAAGAUGUUUUUCAAAUUGAUAAGGAUGUCCAAAGAACUUUCCGAGAUCGCGCGGAAUUCAAAAAAGAUUUUUCACAGAGACAAUGUAUGCUUUUCAAUGUUCUUAUGGCUUACUCUUUCUACAAUGAAACGUUAGGCUACUGCCAGGGAAUGCAUCAAUGUGCUGGACUACUGCUGCUUUACGUACCGGACGAAAAAAGUGCCUUUUGGGGUCUUCAUCGACUUAUGACCAACCCGCGAUAUGCUCUACAUGGAAUGUUUCUUGACUGCUUCCCGAAGUACAUCAGACUGCGAGACGAUUUCGAACGGAUUCUUCGAAAGAAAAACAAAAGUCUCUACAACCACCUCAUGGAGUGCCAAACGGUGACUGACACAUACCUGAUGUUGUGGUACUUCACAGUGUUCCAGGCAGACUUCCCCCUCUCUUUGUCCCUUCGAAUAUGGGACAUCUUCCUCCUAGAGGGAGACAUCAUAUUCCUACCCAUGGCCUACACUCUCAUCACGUAUAAGGAAAAAGAGCUGAAAAAAGAGGAGUGCCCUAAAUUGUAUAUAACCAACUUCAAACACACGUUGCAAUAUGAGGAAACGAGCAUCAUAGAAGUGUUCAAACGGAACUUCAGAUCAAUGCUGCACUCCUCCAAACAUCCUCUGAAUGCAGAAUCACCGGAAGGCGAAGUGCCUAAAGAGUUCGGAACUCAAUUGAACAGACAAGAUCUGAAAUCGAACGGAUUUGACGACGAAGAAGUCGCGAUAACCGAAGAGACUAAGAAAAAAGAGAACGAAGAACUCAUCAUGAGAGCCUCAAUGGCCACAGGUUUCGAAAGAAAUGCAAAUCAAAGACUUAGUUUUGUGCCAUACUCGCCGGAAUCGACACCGCCUGUGAGACCAGGUGUCCAAGUUUCUCCAACUGCCAGGAAUCGAAUCCCGUUAACGGAGCUGAGAAAUGAGGAAAAGUCUAGUUUCGGAAGUGAUUCGGCAAUUCCAAAUAGUCCUAAUAUCGGUGAAAACAAUGUUUUCAGUGGUAGGAUUGGCACCAGUCCUGUGCCAGCAAGUGACUGUACGGAUAGUAAAACUGUUACCGAUGCACCUGCUGAAAAAGAAGUUGUUAUAAAGGAAACAGAAUUUAAUGUAACAAUAAGCGAGUUUGCUAAUCGAGAACAGAAAACAACUGAAAGUCCUGAUCAAGAACAGAAAACGAUACUUGAUAGCACAAGUCAUUCAGAAACGUCUAAAUUGCAUACUGAUUCAGCUACGAAACCGAAGCGAGUUGCAUCAGACCGAAGAAGUUCAGGCGCAGGGGACGCCGCUUCUGAGAGACGAAUCAAGUCGGGUAGAUUGUUCAGUCAGAAUUCACCUUCGGCGACCCGAGGCGCAAUUGCACAACUUCCUUCGCUUUUGAACAAAGACAGACGAUCGCCUAGCGCUUCCUUAAAACAAGGCUCCAGAAACAGCUCUCAGAACUCAAAAUAUUCGGAGCGAGGGCGUGACGAAUUAGACGGUGGACUGACCAGCAAUGAUGAAUCCUUAGGAGGAGGAAGUCUCACGUUCGACUCCAGUACACGACAUUCACCUCUCAGUCCUUCCUCCCUCCACCCCGAAUCACCCAUCAGUCCCUCGAGCAUAGAGGGCGGAACACUGCCUCCAUCGGGAAGAAACCAGUACAAUCACAUGUCCAAACGCAACGCAAGCAGUACUGGAUACCUCUCAAAUAACUCGGGUGUGGGUGUGGCAACUAACUCCAAUUCACCGAACAGUUCGGCUGAGCUGGUCGCUGGUGAAGCCUCCCAACAGUAUAUCUCACCUCCCAGAAGGGGUUUUCUCUAUGGCACCAAGAACUCAGCAAGGUCGGCAAGAGGGCCGAACCGGAGUUCUCUAUCUCCCAUAGCGUUACCAGAUACGACUUCACUUAGCAACAGGUACAGCAUCAGGAACCCUAAUUUUUACGCCGAGGGAUAUUAUAACUCUAGCAUGACGGGAUCUGUAGGUUCCUCGGGUAGAUAUUCAACUCGCCGCGAUCCACGGAAUACGAACUUUCAGUCCCCAAUGAAUAAUAUCGGACGGUCUUUUUUGUACACUCAAGGCGUGGCGGAGAAACUGGACGUACCCCGGAAUCGAACCAUGUCGAAUCGUAACAGUUGGGGUUCGGAUAUAAAUUACAAACCGGCUACGACUCAGAGCGAAAGAGGAAGAGCACGAGUAAGUAUGAAUCGUAAGAGUCAAGAUUUGCCACCAAAUAUCAGUCGGUUCUCGGAAGCACAGCAUGACAGAUAUCUAAACGUGUUUCAAGGAGGGCAGAAAUUAGAAACAGAGUUUUCAGUUAACAACAACGGAAAUACUCGUAAAAUCAGCUCACCUUCUAGACUAUCAGCCGCAUUUAGGACUUCUUUCAUCGAAAAGAGAUCCUCUGCGAAUGCCGAAAGCACAAACGGCAAAAUAGCAGAAAAUGGGUCUGGAGAUCAGAAAAGCAAAAAAAGCUGGAAAAAGCAAAGUUCAAAGUCGGAAAAGUCAUCAGUUGAUAAAAGCAAACCGCACCAAAAAAGUGCGGACGAGGAGGUCUCAGCUCCUAUGUUAGGCAAGACAAAAAGAGUGACAACCCAAAUGUGAUUAACUGUUUUUUUUUGUGGUGAUUGAAUGAUUUCUGUGGGUUUUGAGGAGUAAUUGUUUAAAAUACGAGUAGUGUUAGUUAUAAUUUGAAACAUGAUUUUAGCGAAACAUAAA
This is a messenger RNA of Symsagittifera roscoffensis, 3149 nucleotides long. RefSeq names its product ecotropic viral integration site 5 ortholog-like. The record is from RefSeq and is a predicted model, not a curated record. Bases 21 to 3035 code for a protein of 1004 amino acids. The transcript has 4 exons. Lineage: Eukaryota; Metazoa; Xenacoelomorpha; Acoela; Convolutidae.